Danio aesculapii is the source of this 9067-nucleotide messenger RNA. RefSeq names its product insulin-like growth factor 2 mRNA binding protein 1 (gene igf2bp1). The record is from RefSeq and is a predicted model, not a curated record. Bases 443 to 2239 code for a protein of 598 amino acids. Lineage: Eukaryota; Metazoa; Chordata; Actinopteri; Cypriniformes; Danionidae. Gene Ontology annotation, cellular component: nucleus; cytosol; cytoplasm. Gene Ontology annotation, molecular function: mRNA 3'-UTR binding. Gene Ontology annotation, biological process: nervous system development; regulation of gene expression. The transcript is spliced from 15 exons.
GCCAAGCGGUAGGAUCUGUGUGACAGUGCAGGGUACAGCUUUAGGUUGAGGGGCAGCGAGAGGAAAGAAUUUCUCCCGAUCCCGCUAUAUACUCGUACCACUAUUCCAUCGUAACAAACAUCAGCUUAAUUCAAACUGAUACCAUUUCUACGCCGUGCUGGGAAUUCGCGAAGGUUGCUACAGUGAAGAAUAUUUACCACUCGCCUGCAGGACUUAAUCAGACUACAACGUUAGGCUACUGUUAGUCGAACUUUCCCCUUUUUUAUUUUGGAUUGUCUUGCAGUUAGAUUUUUUCCCACCCCGUUUUUAAUUCCAACCGGUUGACAUCUACAUGAUUUUGUAAUCUGCGGGUGUCUUGGUCCUUUUUUUAAGAAUUAAGAACGUUUUGGCAAAAAGUUUUGUUUUAUUUCUAUUUUUUGGGAAGCGUUAAUUUUUUUCCACGAUGAACAAGCUAUACAUUGGAAAUCUCAAUGAAAAGGUGACCGCAGAAGACUUGGUUAAAACCUUUGAAGAUUACAAGAUUCCAUACUCUGGACAGUUUCUCAUGAAAACUGGCUAUGCGUUUGUUGAUUGCCCGGACGACCAAUGGGCAAUGAAAGCGAUUGAAACAUUUUCUGGUAAAGUGGAACUUCACGGCAAACGCAUUGAGGUCGAACAUUCUGUCCCUAAGAAGCAGAGGACCAGAAAACUCCAGAUCAGAAACAUUCCACCACACCUGCAGUGGGAGGUUCUCGAUGGUCUGCUUGCCCAAUAUGGAACUGUUGAGAACUGUGAACAAGUGAACACAGACAGCGAGACUGCAGUUGUUAAUGUCACAUAUGGGACGCGGGAGCAGGCUAGACAAGCUAUUCAGAAACUCAACGGCUACCAGUUUGACAACAAUGCCCUGCGUGUGUCUUACAUCCCUGAUGAAAACUCUGAGGUGGACUCUCAGCGAGGUCCCGACAACGGCCGCCGCCCUGGAUACGGCCCACGAGGAACGUCCCGCCAAAUGUCACCCGGUUCAGGAAUCCCCUCCAAACACCAGCAUGCUGACAUCCCUCUCAGACUGCUUGUGCCCACACAGUACGUGGGUGCCAUCAUCGGCAAAGAGGGCGCCACCAUUCGCAACAUAACAAAGCAGACCCAGAGCAAGAUUGAUGUGCAUCGUAAAGAGAACGCAGGUGCCGCCGAAAAGCCCAUAAGCAUCCAUUCUACCCCAGAGGGCUGUUCAGCUGCCUGCAGAAUGAUCCUGGAAAUCAUGAACCAGGAGGCCAAGGACACCAAAACUGCUGAUGAGGUUCCUCUGAAGGUUCUUGCUCACAACAACUUUGUUGGCCGUUUGAUUGGCAAAGAGGGACGCAACCUGAAGAAAGUGGAGCAAGACACUGAUACCAAGAUCACAAUUUCACCACUGCAGGAUCUGACCCUUUAUAACCCAGAGAGGACCAUUACAGUGAAGGGCUCCAUUGAAGCCUGCUGUCUGGCUGAACAGGAGAUCAUGAAGAAAGUGCGAGAGGCUUAUGACAAUGACAUCGCUGCUAUGAAUCAACAAACUCAUCUGAUCCCAGGACUAAAUCUUGGAGCCAUCGGCCUCUUUCCACCAUCCUCUGCCAUGCCGCCUCCUGCCCUCGGAAAUUCUGUGCCUGGUCCCCCCUACGGCCCUAUUGGGGCCUCUGAACAGGAGACCGUUCAUGUGUACAUCCCAGCUCAAGCUGUAGGAGCUCUUAUUGGCAAAAAGGGACAGCAUAUCAAGCAGCUCAGCCGUUUUGCCGGAGCUUCCAUUAAGAUUGCACCAGCAGAGGCUCCAGACUCAAAAAUGCGAAUGGUCAUUGUGACAGGACCACCUGAGGCCCAAUUCAAGGCUCAAGGCAGAAUAUACGGUAAACUGAAGGAGGAAAACUUCUUUGGCCCCAAAGAGGAAGUGAAGCUGGAGACUCACAUCAAAGUAGCAGCUGCAGCAGCAGGAAGGGUCAUCGGAAAAGGCGGGAAAACCGUGAAUGAACUGCAGAACCUCACCGCUGCUGAAGUCGUGGUUCCCAGAGAACAAACACCUGAUGAACACGACCAGGUCAUUGUCAAAAUCAUCGGCCACUUUUACGCAAGUCAGCUGGCACAGAGGAAAAUCCGAGACAUUCUGACACAAGUCAAGCAGCAGCAGAAAGGAGGAGGUAUGGGAACUCCGCAGGGACCUCAUCCGCAGGGCAUGACUGAGCUGGGGUCUCCUCAGGGACUGGCACAAGAGCCCAGGAGGAAGUGAGGGUCCAGCGCCGCUGCCCAGUCAGACGGACAGACAAAUGAGAGGACAAACGAGCGGACUGACUGAGAGAGAGAGUGACACACAGACCCAGCGGUAGACAGGGGAGCUGAGAGGGAAUUAAAAAGACAAAAAAAGACAAAAAAAAUAGAGCCUGAGAGAGAGGACACGACUUUAGUGAAUAUGAACAAGAAAAAAAAAGUGUGAUUUAAUUUUUUUUAAAGAGAGAUAAUUAGAAAACAGAGACCAGAUGCCAGGCCAGGUGGAGUGACUGAGGAUGGCGAGGAUGUCCGUCGAAGCGGAGCGCGCCCUCUGCUAAGAGCUUUUUUACAAUGUAGCCGCUUAUUAGGAGUAGGGCAUAAUGAUGGUCCCUCAAAAUGAGCUGCUUGGGGACCCCCUGCCAUCAGCAGUCACUUCAGAUUUUUUAACGGUGUUUUUUUUAAAGAUAGAGAUAUAUGUAUAGAAAUGUUUAUUCAGAGGUAUUAUUAAUGAAAUGCAGUGAGGUAGAGAUGGGAGAGAGAGAGCAGAGAGCCAAUCACAGUUCUUAGUGGGCAGAGCCACCAGUCAGGUGACUUCUCCCUGUUUAUCAGAUCUGAGGGGAGGGGCCAAAGUUGUUAACACUGCUCUUGAAGUCCUUCACGCUUAACUGUGGGGGUGACGAGAUGAAAAAAAGAUGAAAAAAUGAGGUUGUAAAUAUAAUCUUCAUGACUUUAUGUUAAGAUGCUGCACGUCAACGUUGCCAAUCAACUACGCAGCUUGAGAAGGUUGUGCCACUUUUGUUUUGGAGGCUUCCUUUUAUUUAGGCUGUGUGCUGUUUGGCUGGUGGGACGUGCGGCGAGAGUUCAGUAAGUGUGUGGGCUAAAGCUGACCUCUGCAGUUGUAAUGCAGUGGUUCAGCUUUGACGUGUGGAAAACGAACAAAUCCCGCCCUUAAUUACGCCAGCGAUGAUCGCUGCAGCGCCGCUCACACUCAAACGGCAUAUUUUAUAUAUAUUAUAUAUAUAUGAUAUGUGAGUUAACCUGGCCCCUCAUUGCAUUAGAGCAGGUAGAUAUUGGGGAAAAUCAGAAAACAAGAAUCUUUUAGAAAGCAUUUUCUUGUUAGGGAUGUGUGAUUUUUAAAAAAGCAAUCGUCGUUUAUAAACCUGACCUUCAGAUGAAUUGUUCUGCAUUCUUCCUGAGAAUAAAUAUGCUGCUAAAUAUGCAGCAAAAGAAACAAGUGAGGACGAUUGUCCUGAAUGCCAGGUUUGAAUGACAGACCUGUAGAUCGAAGGUGAAGAACUGGUGACAGUACAGUGGUCUCUGUGCUCUCUCUCACCCACUUUGUUCGAUAUUUGCCGAUGAGGUUGCCAGAGUGCUGGCCUUUCUCACUGAACCUAGAACAGAUUAGAUAAAAAUGAAAUUAAGAAAAACAAAAAACCUACCUCAGGGUAUUGUUACCUCAGUAUUCCUAAUUUCUUUUUUCUUUCAAAUUUUUUCUGUUUUUUUUUUUUCUUUUUUUGUGCUUGCUGGUGUUUUAUAUAAAAGCUGAUAGUCUUGAAUAUUUUAUUUUUUUAAGGAGGAAAUUAUUUUUUUUCCCUUAUUUUUCUUUUUGGUAUGAUUGUAUGCGUGAGUGUAACUGAGGAGUUUUCCUCACCUGAGCUCAGAAGGACUUCCAGAUUCAUUGUUUAGGUGGUCUUUAGGCCAGCCUCGGAGUCCUUGCACAGUCGCACUUGAAAUCACUGGUCAAUGGGACACAGGACGAAUCGUGCCAUCUUAUUCUAGUGCAUAAUGAACGCUGCCAUACCACAGGAUUUAGUAUUAGUGUUUGUAAUACAAGCUGACGGUAGAAAACUAAAAGUUACUCUUUUGCCAAUACUGUGGUGUGAUCUUGAUCAUUCUGCACUGAAGGACGUCAUUGGUUAACUUACUUGAAAGGGCUCGAAAAAUGAAAGCGUAUCAACUAUCUUUAGCCCCAAGACGCUGAAUGUGAACUAUUGAACAUCUUUGAUUUUCUUUUUAUUUGUUACGGAUGGAGUCUCGUCCUUCCCCAUUGUCCUGUGCAAGUGUGCGCGGUUGCGUUUUCUGAUUGAGUUUACGUGUUAAAUCUUUUUGAUUUUGUUGUUGUUGGGGAAGUGGUUUGGGUGUUUUAAAAAGGCAGAAACAUAGGAAAACACUUUAUGCUCUCAGUCCUACUCAUUUUAAAAAAAUGACUGAGAACAUACAAGAAACACGGGAGCCAAAAAAUGCAAAAACUAAAGCAUUCACCAUCAUUCAAAUUGAAACCUGUAAAUAAUUUGUUAAAAAGAGCAAUCGGAUUUAAAAAAAACAAUCUUUGUAUUUUUUUAGAAUAAAAUACUAAUUGGAUAAAGGAUGGCAAGACUUUUAACCGUUAAAGAUGGAUGGACACUGCCAGACCGCAUCUUUUUUCACGUUCCAUUCAGAAGGGUUUGCCAGAAUGUUCACAUGCUUUAACUGGUCAAGGUCUUUUAUUUUGUUUAGUUUUUUAGUUUGAGCUUCCCCUUUUUCACACUAGAUGGCAGUCUUCUGUUUUCUGCUUGAGGACUCAACUUGUCAACAUCUCACAUACUGCUCUUCAGGCGAGAAUGAAGUUAUCUGUCCUGUUCCAGCCCAUAGAUUUCUGUCAAACGCACUCACACACACUUCUGCUCUGUUCAGACUGCAGCAGCCUUUUGUUUUUACGUUUUUUCUUUUUUAUUUUGACAGCAAGCUUGACAUCUGGUUGCGAACUGUUUCAUCAAAAGACAAAAAAAUAUGCGAGCGAGAAAUAUUAACAUAACUGCAGAUCUCCGAGAACUAACAUAGUUGUGACAAAGCGAAAUAGUAGGUAUGUUAUUGUAAUUGCAUUUUUUUUUUCAAUAUUUUGUCUAUUUUAGUAUUAUCCUUUGGGUGAAAGCGAUGAUAGGGAUGGUAUCAGUGGACGGGUGGACAUUUUGUAAAGAUCCCAAGGUUUUAGAUGUGUCCCCUUCCUCUCCCCCCCCAUGGUGUUCUUACCUUUCAUCCCUUGACACCACUCGCUAUCUUCAUCCAAUUGUUUUUUUUUUUUGCGAUAGUAUCUGAGACAUUAGCAUUGGCGAGCAACGUGUCAUUUCAGUUCUGGAGUAGAACGCCCUCUCUCACGCUGGCCUCGUUUGUGACCGUUUUUUCUGUUUAGUUCAGUCGUUUGAUGUUGAAAUUUCUUUGCAAUUUUGUUUUUCUCUUUAUCAGAUCGUCUCCAUUUUAUUUAGUUUAGUUUCUCUUCGAUCAGAGUUCUUUAUGCACAGACACCUCUUACACUGCUACGAGUGAAAUACUAACACUUCACGUAAUACCUGUGCCAAACCGGGGUUCUCUUUAUGUUUUGUUGAUGUACUCCAGGAUAAAGGAACUAACUGCGACUACACAGUCAGGAUCGGAUGCAGUGCCUAUAUGCACGCUCCCCUGUGAGUUGGCCUCCUGUUUGGCACUUUUCGCUUUUCAUUUCAAUAUUUCGAGGCCCUCCACGCUUUGUCAGUGGUGAUGGCUUGAACAAAACAGUAGAACUAUUUCUUUAGCAUACUUGAGCUUUUCAGAAAGAGAUAGUAUGUUGUUUACUUAUGCAAUUUUGUGACAAGUCACAUAAAUGGCGUUUGUCGCACGGACUGUUAAGUGUCCACUGGGAAAAGUUGCAUUGCAAUGCGUAGAUCUACAUGUAGACCACAGUAUGAAGAGCAGCUUAGUUGGUUGUGGUCAUAAUCAUCAUGAUAUCGACGUUGCAUGCCACUGUUGUAUCUCACCAUGCUAGAUUCUGGCCUCUCCUAAAGGAAAAUAUUUGGGUGCUACAAAUAACGACUCAAACCUCACAUAACUAGGAACGCUACCUCAAGACUUAGCCAUAAGAUUGUUUUAUCAAGCAGACGAGAGCGAAAGUGCAUGUUACAUUUUUGAGUUUUAAUUUAUUUUUAGCUUUUAAUUUCUCUAGACGUUUGGAUAGAAUACUACUCAAGCUUAGAGCGGGGACUCCUUAGGGACGGGGUGGCAGGACAGGGAAUGGAUGUUGUGGUAUGAUGGCUUGCACAGAAGGAGGAAUGUUGAAGAACCCGUGAAACGAUGCCAAACUAAAAUUCUGUCGUGAUUUACUGUGCAUUCAGGUCAUGGCAGGAGUGUUGUGUUUAUGAGGUAAACUGGUGUGAAUGCCAGCACAAAGUUGUAUUUACAAGGAGGAAACGACAAUGAAAUGUGGUUUUGGAACAUUUCCGUACACUCUCAGAAAUAUUGGGUACAAUAUGGGUGCAAGAGGGGGCAGUACCUUUUAAAAAGGUACAAAUUUGUAGCUGAAGGGUCAAUAAUGGGACCUCAAAGGUGCAUUUUAGGUGCAUAUAUGUACUAAUAUGUACCUUGAAGUACUACUGUGGACUCUAUAGGUAUAAAUAUGUAUCUUUUGAAAAGGUACUGCCCCAGUGACAGCUCCUGUACCUUUUAUUUCUGAGAGUAUAUGAAUAAAAUGUCCCAAAACUGUGUUCCAUGUCUCUUCAGCAAAAUGUAGUUUUUGUACCUCUUUAUAAGUUCAUCAUUAUUUCAUAAUUAUGAUAUUCAUUCCUUUUAAAUGUGGAAUUGUCUGAGACCUCUUAUACCACUUGUCCACUGUACCACAUGAUAUUUACCCAUCGAUAGUGUAGCAAUGAGAUGUAUUGUCAAUGCUAUAGGGCUCCUCAAUAAAUUUAAAUUAAAUUGCAUUUGCUUUUGAUUGUUGUGCACAGUUGUGUGAUCAGUAGUAAAUCUACUAUGAAGGCCAAAAGGAACUCUCGUAUUCAGAGAAAAACCAAAAUAUUGUGAGGAAGAAACCCAGAAAAUCCCCAUGUUUGAGAUGUUUCCAACACAAUCUCACGGCAAUCCGUAACUUUUUGAUUUAGUGGCUAAUUCGUACGAUGUAAUUCGUACAAUUUAGUCCAAUUUGCUCAUCACCCCGUGACGGUUGGGUUUAUGGGUGGGGUGGAUGCCACGCCUCCUUUUUAAAAUCGUACAAUUUCGUAUGACUGAACUCGUAUGAAUCCUACGAAUUAGCCACUAAACUGACAAAACUAAAAUACUUACGUUUUCUUGUGAGAUCAGGUUGGAUGUUUCAGAUGUAACAGCAACACAUAGCCGUAGAUCACUGAGAAGCUAAGCAAACAUCUGUUUAUCAGUAUCACAGGACAUUUAACUUAGAUUUCAUUAUUGUCAGAAUAAAUCAUUUGUGAUUUUAUGAAUUCGAUUUUGCAAAGCUUGUCAGUGAACUAUUUACUACUGAUCACAGAACCGGAUUUACUCACAAGAUGAGCACACAAUGGCCUUCAAUUAAUCAUGCAGCCCUAAUAAACAUAAUACCUAAAAGAUUCAAUGGUGGUCAGUAGGUACAGUCAUAGUUCUCAGACAAUCUCCAAUUUUAGUGAUUAUUAUGAGUUUGUAUGAGGGUAUAAACAUAGUCAGAUUCUUGAAAUUACAGUAACAUAGCUGUUGCAGUAAAGAAGUACUUUUUUAAAAGUAAAAGGUUCACUUUACACCCAACUUGGAAACUCUUGACGCUUCCCAAUUGUAAAUGCAACUCUAGAUGCUGUGCUUCUCCAAUUUCUGACAAGGAAACCAUAUUUACAACAACUCUGAUUGCACAUGAAGGCAGCAUUGAACGGCCCUGACUAUUACGAAACUAAUGUCACAAACGUAACCAGGCCAGCAUUGGUAGGGUGACUAACGAUACCUCUGUAGAGAUGUAACACACAUUUGUGCCUGUUGCGCUCUUUCCUCUCCUAUCCCACCUUGAUGGCACCACACUACCUCCACGCCAUGCAGCCUUGACCCCACAAGUACCAUCCUCCUCAUUUAGAAGCUGCUGAUUUUGAAAACGGUCUCACUUUUUUGGGGGGGAAUCUAGAUUUAAGUUGGCAUUAAGUCUGCACUUUCUGCCCUGAGCUUCUACUAACAUCCUGUCCUCCAACUUGUAGUCCCAUUUUAUGACUUAACGGCCUGAAUCAAGAGGCAUGACACCUAUAAUCAUGUGUUUUCAAUUUUUUUUCUUUUCUUUUUUGUUGAUCUACCUCUUAGAAUAAAGACAAACUGAUAGAACAGAUCAUAAAACUAAAAAAGGACACAAAAAAAGUUACAAUGUUAAGCUAAAUGAAUCAAUAAAUUUAUUAAUAAUAACAAUAAUAACAAAUGACUUGAGCAUCUGGGUAGCAGCAUCUCCAUAUACUGUAGUGAAUAGGAGUCUUUUACUUCCAAAGAUGAUGAUGAUGAUUUUUCUCUUCUGUUGUUUUGAAAUUGUCCACGAUGAAUUUGGAAAUGGGUUAAAUGGAAACGCGGGAGGGGGAAUAAACUAAAAAACUAUGACAAUUUCACUAUCUGAUCUCUCCUUUUUCUCCAUUAUUAUUAAACUGACUUUAUUUUUAACUUCAUCUUUCUUUUUUCGAGUUAUAUUUCUGAUGGCUUUUUAAAUAUGACAUAGGAUUGUAUCUCUUAUGUUUGCAAUAGAAUCCGCUCUACUUUCUCUGUGAACCGCGACAUAAUAGUAUCUUUUCAGGCCGCACAGAGCAGCAUGAUGUUGAAAUUGUUUUCAUUUUUAUUGUUUCAUUUCACCUGUAAUGAUGCAACAGGAGAGUGAAGGUCCGUUGAAUUAAAUAGGGCACAUUUUUUUGGAGGAUGAGAGAGGAAGGAGACUACCUUUACCAGACUACCUUUAUCCCUUCACCCUUCCUACAGCAGGUGCCACAGACAUUAACAGGACUUUCAGCCUCUGCCUGCCUGAUUUUUCUUUGAUUCUCAUCCACAAUUGUUUUGAACUCCUUGUAAAGAAUACAGAGCAUAGAUAUGAAUGUGACAAUAAAAGAUGAGUAAACCGGUG